AUGGACACGUUAAACAAGCUGAAGCAGUUUGACGCUUAUCCCAAAACUCUGGAGGAUUUCCGAGUGAAGACGUGGGGAGGAGCGACCGUGACCAUCAUCAGCGGUGUCAUCAUGUUAAUCCUGUUUGUCUCUGAGCUGCAGUACUAUCUCACUAAAGAGGUUCACCCUGAGCUGUACGUCGACACGUCUCGAGGGGACAAACUGAAAAUCAACAUCGACGUCAUUUUCCCUCACAUGCCCUGCGCCUAUCUUAGUAUAGACGCGAUGGACGUGGCCGGUGAGCAGCAGCUAGACGUUGAGCACAAUCUGUUCAAACAACGUCUGGACAAAGACCUGAAACCCGUCACGGCCGAGGCAGAAAAACACGAGCUUGGUAUGGCAGAUGAUGGCGAAGUGUUUGACCCCAGUUCACUGGACCCAAACAGAUGUGAGAGCUGCUACGGAGCUGAGACUGAAGACCUUAAGUGCUGUAACACCUGCGAUGACGUGCGGGAGGCGUACCGGCGGCGAGGCUGGGCAUUUAAGAGCGCCGACACCAUCGAGCAGUGUAAGAGGGAGGGCUUCACACAGAGGAUGCAGGAGCAGAAGAACGAGGGCUGUCAGGUGUACGGCUUCCUGGAGGUCAACAAGGUGGCAGGAAAUUUCCACUUUGCUCCUGGUAAAAGUUUCCAGCAGUCUCAUGUCCACGUGCACGCUGUGGAAAUUCACGACCUGCAGAGUUUCGGCUUGGACAACAUAAACAUGACCCAUCUUAUCAAACACCUGUCGUUUGGUAAAGAUUACCCCGGCAUCGUUAACCCUCUGGACGAGACAGAUGUCACAGCGCCUCAAGCAUCAAUGAUGUACCAGUAUUUUGUGAAAAUUGUUCCGACCAUCUACGUGAAAACUGAUGGAGAGGUGGUAAAAACAAACCAGUUCUCAGUCACCAGACACGAGAAAGUGGCCAACGGGUUAAUAGGAGACCAGGGCCUGCCGGGCGUGUUUGUCUUAUAUGAGCUGUCACCCAUGAUGGUUAAAUUCACAGAGAAACACAGAUCAUUCACACACUUCUUAACAGGAGUUUGUGCCAUUAUUGGAGGUGUAUUUACAGUGGCCGGUCUGAUCGACUCGCUCAUCUACCACUCGGCCCGGGUCAUCCAGAAGAAGAUAGAGCUGGGCAAGGCCUCCUAACAGCGCCCCCCGCUGGCCUCCACGGUGCAACACAGAUCAAGACACGGACACAGAGAGAAGAGGGACAGACUGACAGAGGGAGAAGGUUGGAAACAGAAUCAAGUAGUUUUCCUUCAGUCUUUCUGUCUGCUGUCAGACUGAGUGAGAGAAACACAGAGAGAGACAGAGACAUUUGAAAUCAGCCAAGUUUUUAAUUCCUCUGUCUCUCUUUUCGUUACGGAAAAAACACUGGAGAGGAACUCGAGGGCAUUUUUGAAUUUUACUCUCCGCUGUUAAAUUCGAUGCCAACAGGACAGAGUCGGAGUCAGACACCGACGGGAGACUUGUGUGAUUGAACUUGAGCAGAGAGGAUGACGCCUCGUCUGUUUACAGAAGCGUCUUUAUGGAAAAAGGGAGCUUCCUACCCUCCCUCCUGUUUACAUCCUGCUUCAGCGCCGCUUCACGCUCACAUCACUACACUGAAGUCAGCUGGACCAUCUGUGGUGGAGCCUUUGCUCCAGAGGGGUGAGGAUGAGAGGGCAUGGAGACUUUUAAAGGAACACGUCACCCCAGAUUUUCUGUUUUCUAAUCAGUUACUCCCCAAAAUGUUUGACGAAGAAAGGUUUGUGCUCACAUCUCUUUAAACAGAAUCAAGCAAUGUCCACAAGAUGAUGUUUUCUAGUGAGUACAAGAAAGUGAUUUUGGGAUCUCAAUGUAACAAAUUUUUUGAGUAUAGAAAAUUAUUGUUUCGGUUGUGAGUUUUAAGCAUAAGUUUGGUGAUAUUUCUACUUUUCUUUUUGUCAACAAAUCCAACAAAAACUAUUGAAACCACAUCAGUGAGCCGCUGGGUGACAUGUUCCUUCAUUCAUCCUGAGCACACACACUCUAGUUUAUUGUGACUUGAUCCCACAUUCACCAUCCUGCUACCACAGACACUACUAGAGCACCAAAUGUGGAUUAAUCGGCCGCUGAAAAUAGUCCCCAACACUGGGAGUAUUUAUUCCUUGUUGAGAGACCAUGCUUAAGACUACAGUGCCCAGCUAUUAAAGAUCAGUCUUCAGAAGGAGCCAUUGGGUUUGGGGCUUGGAGAGCCCCAGACAUGUUAUGUCAGGAAGCAGUGAGAAACACACUAACACGUGGUUGGUUUUUCAUGGGAUUUGUUGACAAUAAGAAAAAUACACAAUUUGGCCUCCCUAACCUGCCUGCCUUCUCCAAUAAGGGCCAGCACACAUGCCAUGUCUUCAACUGCCAGGAAAACACGAAGUUGGUGCUGGGCUGUGCCUACACUGUGCCAACUGAGGCAGGCUGCACUUGACGUUUCGUUUGACUGUCUCAUAGCCCACUUACCUGAAAUCCUGAGUGCAGAGCUGAUCUUCUUCCAGGCGUCGCUUUGCUUUGUGUAUUAGGCCUAAAGUGUUGUACGUGGGACAGAUGUAAAGCUCUGGGUAGCCCCGCACUAAAAUGAUGAGCUUCUUCUCCAUAGUUACCAUCGACUGAUAUUUACCAUAGAAAGGAAAGAUAUCGGCCAGCUGUGAUUGGUUGUUUCUUGCAUUCUUUAAGUCUGUUUUAAGACAAGUCAAGAAUUUAAUGUUAAAGUGUUUUAAAUACAGUAAUUUUAAUCUAAAUUCCAAUCAGGUAAAAAUGUUCAAAACCAAACAGGAUCUCUGAAGACUAUAAGUAUGUUAGUUUGAUAAACAAGUGGCUUGAUAUCAUGUUUCUGUGAGUCUUUAAUGAACUUACACAAAACUUUGUCCACUGGUUGAAGCUCAGUUUUCUAUGAAUGUGAGGGAGGGAUCGUAUGGUACUCUAAUAUGUGAAUAGUUAAUACGAAACUCUUUGGGUGAUGUGUUCCUUUAAGACUUCCCAACAGAAGAAUACUUAAAAAAAGAUUUCUGUCUCACUUAAAUUAAAACCACUAUGUGUACGAUUUUAUAAGUUUGUUAAAAAGGAUCCCCAUGAAAGAUGCUGCUCAUCUCCAUGUCCAUGUGAUCUCCAUGUGAUCUGUGAGUGGAUGUACAUGUUAGUCUAUCCGGAUCAUCAGACUCAGUUUUGUUCUCUUCUGUCUGACUUUGCGUCCCUGUCUGAUCACAGCCAUUGAUGAUACGAGUGCAGCUGGAAACACAAACUUUAGAAUAAAAACAUAGACACUCA
This is a messenger RNA of Epinephelus lanceolatus (giant grouper), 3300 nucleotides long. RefSeq names its product ERGIC and golgi 3 (gene ergic3). Gene Ontology annotation, biological process: retrograde vesicle-mediated transport, Golgi to endoplasmic reticulum; endoplasmic reticulum to Golgi vesicle-mediated transport. Gene Ontology annotation, cellular component: endoplasmic reticulum membrane; COPII-coated ER to Golgi transport vesicle; Golgi membrane. NCBI's taxonomy places the organism in Eukaryota, Metazoa, Chordata, Actinopteri, Perciformes, Serranidae. The record is from RefSeq and is a predicted model, not a curated record.